AUGUCUAAUGAGGAAUUUAAACUAGAAAGCAUAUUGAAAGCAGAAUAUAUGGAAAUCUUGAAGAGAGAAGAACUAUAUCGAAGAGACAAAUCUAGAGAAAUAUGGAUUAUGGAAGGUGACUCUAAUACCAAAUCUCUCCAUGCCUUUGCCAAGGUUAGAAGAACUUUCAAUAAAAUUAUUUCCAUCAAAGAUGAGAAAGGCAUUUGGUGUUCUUCCAGGAAGGAAAUUGAGCAGGCUUCCCUGGAUCACUUUAUGAAGAUUUUGGGUGAUGACCCUCUAAGGACAGAUCACAUUUCAUUCAUCACUAAGAAUAUAGAAUCAUUGGUCUCCCCUAAAGAUAAUAAGAUGCUUAUGGCUCCUUUUUCUAUUGGAGAUAUAAAAGAGGCAACAUUUGCCUUGCAUCCACUCAGAGCUCCUGGUCCUAAUGGCUAUACGAUCGAAGUAUUUCAAUUCAGUCGGGAUUUCAUGGGCAAUGAUAUCUGGGCAGUAUUUGAACAAUUCAGAAAGAAAAAAAGGUUUGUGAGGGAAUUGAAUCAUACCAUGAUUGUACUUAUUCCAAAGAAGUAG
Messenger RNA from Cryptomeria japonica (Japanese cedar), 567 nucleotides. RefSeq lists its product as uncharacterized. The record is from RefSeq and is a predicted model, not a curated record. The transcript has a single exon. Lineage: Eukaryota; Viridiplantae; Streptophyta; Pinopsida; Cupressales; Cupressaceae. Bases 1 to 567 code for a protein of 188 amino acids.